UUGUCAGAGCCAAACUUGAAGAUGCAGCUAAAGUUAGGCUUGCAUGCCGAGGGGUCUCGGGGUAUAUAAAGCCCCCUGGGAUCACCUUGUUCCAUGUCACUUGUUCACUCCCUCUCACAGAAGCAGCAGCAGCAACCAGCCACCAGCUACAAUGGCACCCAAGAGAGCUAAGAGAAAGGCAGCCGAAGGUGGAUCUUCCAAUGUGUUCUCCAUGUUUGACCAAACACAGAUUCAGGAGUUCAAGGAAGCCUUCACUGUCAUUGACCAGAACAGAGAUGGCAUCAUUGACAAGGAUGACUUGAGGGACACCUUCGGAGCCAUGGGUCGUAUGAAUGUAAAGAAUGAUGAACUUGAGGCAAUGGUGAAGGAAGCCAGCGGCCCCAUCAACUUCACUGUCUUCCUCACCAUGUUUGGUGAGAAGCUGAAGGGAGCUGAUCCAGAGGACGUGAUCAUGGGUGCUUUCAAAGUCCUGGACCCUGAAGGCAAAGGCACAAUCAAAAAGCAGUUCCUUGAAGAACUUCUCAGCACACAGUGUGACAGAUUCUCCCCAGAGGAGAUCAAGAACCUGUGGGCUGCUUUCCCCCCAGAUGUGGCUGGCAAUGUAGACUACAAGAACAUCUGCUAUGUGAUCACACACGGAGAGGAGAAGGACCAGGAGUAACCUGCUCUUCGCUGACCAAUUCCACUCUUGUCUCCCUUGGGGCCUGAAGAUCGCCUGCUGCAUAGCUAUUUCACCUCAUCCUUUCCCUCAGUGCUAGAUCCUGUCUGCAAGCAGUCCAAGCAGAUAAUCUGUUUCAGCCUCAUAUAUUUUAUAUUUUUGCUUCUUUUUUUUCAAUUUUUAUGAAAAGAGAAAAGCUACUAAUGAACUAGCUGGACCAAGGAAACCAGCAGGCUGACUGCUUUAUUUAUUGUCGGGAACCCGUAACGAGGUCACCCGGUGGUAAUAGACGUCUUAAAGGGAAUGGGAAUCUUAAGAGCUCUGCAGUUCUCAUGCUGUGAUGUAAAAAAUAAAUGUGUAAACAAAUAAAUAUCUUUGUCUUUUUA
Molecule: messenger RNA, 1044 nt
Organism: Protopterus annectens (West African lungfish)
Lineage: Eukaryota; Metazoa; Chordata; Ceratodontiformes; Protopteridae
Gene: MYL11
Product: myosin light chain, phosphorylatable, fast skeletal muscle
Exons: 7
Coding region: 44-661 (205 amino acids)
Biological process (GO): skeletal muscle tissue development
Cellular component (GO): cytoplasm
Molecular function (GO): calcium ion binding
Source: RefSeq, a predicted model, not a curated record